Molecule: messenger RNA, 3868 nt
Organism: Papilio machaon (common yellow swallowtail)
Lineage: Eukaryota; Metazoa; Arthropoda; Insecta; Lepidoptera; Papilionidae
Gene: egg
Product: histone-lysine N-methyltransferase eggless
Exons: 30
Coding region: 10-3798 (1262 amino acids)
Biological process (GO): heterochromatin organization; negative regulation of gene expression
Cellular component (GO): nucleus
Molecular function (GO): zinc ion binding; protein binding; histone H3K9 methyltransferase activity
Source: RefSeq, a predicted model, not a curated record
GAUAAAGAAAUGGAACAAGAUAAUCCCGAGUCAUUACAAUCUCCUGCUAUGAGUGACAUCGAAAAUGGUGAAGAAGUUUCAAAUAAAGUACCCGAAGAGAGUGAACAAGACGAGAAUAGUAUGAAUGUAAAUGAAGCCGAGUCAUCAUCAGCACCAGAACCAGAGAUAAGGAAACAUGAUAAUGUUGUGUUACUGGACAGCUCAUCGGAAGAUGAAAAAGAAAAUUCUCCAAAUAUUCAGCUAGAAACGGAGGAACCUAAUCUAAAGGAUACUACUAAAUGUACCUCUGGAUCGCCACCGAAGGAAAAAUCUACAGAUAAGAUAGUGGAAAAAAUGGAUAAUGACAAAAUUAGUUCACCGAAGAAAGAUAAAAAGCAAGCGUCAAAAAUCCCAAUCGGCUUAGAAGUUUUUAAUGUUGAUUCAGACGAAGAAGAAUUAGAAGAGAAAGACAAGGCGGAACCGGCUAAAGUUGAGAAACCAGCAGCCAUAAAAUGUGUCAACCCUAGGUGUCAGAGUCCAAAUGACACCAAAUUCUACGCGGCUGAUGCUGACGUGUUGAAGUUCUAUGAGAUGGAGCAUAAGAAGAAGGCAGCGGUCUGUGAAACUUGUGCCAAUGUCUUUGAUAAACAUCUUCAGGAUUUGUUAAAUAGAUUUAAGAACUUCACUCCGCUAUUGGAUCUUCAUACAGGAAAAUCUAAUCAAGAUCUCGUCGAGAUAUAUGAUUCCGAAUCUGAGGAGGAAGAUGAGAUUAAAGAAGAUGGAGAAAAGAUUGGCACAUCUGUAGCUAAAUUUCUAGAAGAAAAUUUGGCAGAUGUGUUUAACACAUCAUGGGAAAAAUACAAAAUGGACUCCCGGCUGGCUGUCUCAGAAAAUGAACUGCAACAAGAGUUAAAUAAUUUACAAGUACAGACAAAAGAAAUUGACAAAAUAUUGAAAGAGUGUCAAGCAGCGACUGACACACUACGCAAUAACCUGUAUGCCACAUUUGAGGUGGAUCGCAAGACGUUACCAGCUAUUACAAUAAUUGACACACCUACCACUAUGUACUGCUGCUAUGAGGAUAACCAAAGUAACCAAGAGCCGCCUCAGACCCGUUUGAAGCGUCGCCUAAUGACCAAUACUGAAACUCCCGCUAAAAGAUUAUCGACGUCCGACAAUAAAGCUUCUAAACAGGAAAAAAUCAUUGAUGGCACUGCAGUAGAUGCUAUUAACGACGAUAAUGUGGACGUAUCAGUGGUGAAGUUGUCGCACGAGCCGGCGCCGGCGGAGCUGCCCCCGCGCGGUGCCAUCAUCAAGCCCCCGCUGCGCGCCGGCAUGGCGGUCUACGCUAUGAAGACCACAUUCGGCCUAUGGAUCAAAGCCAAGAUCAUCGAAGUUUAUCCUAAACUGCCGACGACAAAGUUCACGAAUUGUCGCGUGAAGUUCGAGUACAAGUUGAACAAGAAUGUUACUAAGAAUGUGACAGCUCGCCGUCUCGCAUUCUCAGAACCACCUGACGUACGUCUUAUAAUUGGUACAAGAAUAAUUGCGUGUGCAGAAAAGACCGAUUCUUUCUAUUCGGGCGUUGUUGCCGAGGUGCCGAAUCCUGUUAACAAGUUUAGGUAUUUGGUGUUCUUCGAUGACGGGCACGCUAAGUACGUGCAGCACGCGGACACGCGGCUUGUGUGCGAGUGUUCGCGUAGCGUGUGGGAGGAGGUGCAUCCUUACUCGCAGGAGUUUGUGCGUCAGUACCUCCUCGCAUACCCCGAGCGACCAAUGGUGCGUCUGCGACCCAAGCAACACCUCAAGACUGAAUGGCAAGGUCAAUGGUGGAACUCUCGCGUGCUGCAAGUGGACGCGUCUCUUGCGGAGAUCGAGCUGGCGGGCAAGCGGCGCGAGUGGAUCUACCGCGGCUCCACUCGCCUCGCCCCGCUCUACCUCGAGCUGCAGGCUGCAGAGAGACAUCGCACUCGGCCCAUGCCACGCUCUGGACCACAGGUCAAGUCGAACAUGCCGUACGUAGAGUACACACGUUAUGACGAGCCUUCCAAGUCACCAACAGAAACGGCGCAACAGAUCGAGGAGAUGCGUCGUCAACGCGCCGUGGCCAAGAAGUCAACAGCUCUGAGUCAGCCGCCGCCGCAACCGCCCAAUGUAGUCCCAGUGGAAAACAUCCUCUCUAGAGUCGUGCACUACAAGCCUAAAAACGCAGUGCGUCCGCUCCGCAUGGUGCCACACGAGUGCGGCCCUCAGUGUCGGCGCAGUGACGUGUUACCAUUGAAGGACCUGCGCACAUACAACCCACUCACUAAACCACUGCUUAGCGGAUGGGAGAGGCAACUGAUCCGGUACAAGGCGAACAAGAUAGUGAUGUACCGAGCGCCGUGUGGCCGGCGACUGCGCGACAUGCCCGAGCUGCAUCGCUACCUGCGCCUCACAGGUUCCGACAUGGCCGUAGAUCUGUUCGACUUCAGCCCCACCACUCACUGCCUCGCCGAGUUUGUGCUCAAUAACUGUAUUAUUGGCAAAAAGGACUUGUCUCACGGCAAGGAGAUGGUGCCGGUGCCGUGUGUGAACUACUACGACAGCUCGUUGCCGGAGUUCUGUUCCUACAACACGGAGCGCACCCCCACAGCCGGCGUGCCGCUCAACCUCGACCCUGACUUCCUCUGCGGCUGCGACUGCGAAGACGACUGCGAGGAUAAAAGUAAAUGUGCUUGCUGGAAGAUGACGCUAGAGGGCGCGCGCACUAUCGGCAUGGAGGGCGACGUGGGCUACGUGUACCGCCGCCUGCCGGAACCUCUGCCUUCCGGCAUUUACGAAUGUAACUCUAGGUGUAAAUGUCGUAACACAUGUUUGAACCGAGUCGCGCAACAUCCUCUACAGUUAAAACUACAGGUUUUCAAAACUGAUAGAAGAGGUUGGGGUAUCCGGGCAUUGAAUGAUGUCCCCAAAGGUGCCUUCCUCUGCGUGUACGCGGGAAAUCUGCUCACUGACGCCACAGCUAACUUGGACGGACUGAACGAGGGCGAUGAGUACUUGGCUGAGUUAGACUACAUCGAGGUGGUGGAGGCCAUGAAAGAGGAUUACGAGGAGGACGUACCUGAAGCACUCAAGGAAAAUGAUCAGGUAAUAUCCUUCAAGAACGGUUCCAACGAGUCCUCAGAGGAAGAGGAGGAGUCGAGUGAAGAGGAGGAGACGAAGACGAAAUCGUCUAAAGAUGAAGAUGAUGAAUUCCGUCCCAGUUACGUUGAUGUGCCGUUAACGUUCAAUAAACAUUUGCGUACUCGAGAUAAACGCAAGAAAGAGAAGCAAGAUAAUUCAAAUGUAGAAAUAAAGAAAGAGAAAGAAAAAGAGAUCGAAAAGGAGGUAGAAAAGGAAGAGAAAAAAGAAAUCAAAAAGGAUGCAGACAAUGAGAAUGGAGAUGAAGACUGUAUAACUAUAAGUGACGAUGAAGAAGUGCGGGAACCGUCGCGUUUCUCAGUACAGGCUGGGAUGGACUCGAAGCAGUUAGUCUCAAAACAUAGGUCCGUUCGUUCGUACUUCGGCAAGGACGAGGCGUGUUAUAUCAUGGACGCCAAGGUGCAGGGCAACAUUGGACGAUAUCUAAACCACUCUUGCUGUCCCAACGUGUUCGUGCAGAAUGUAUUCGUGGACACACACGACCCACGUUUCCCCUGGGUGGCCUUUUUCGCAUCUACCCACAUUCGUGCGGGCGUCGAACUUACUUGGAACUACAACUACGACGUGGGCUCCGUCCCUGGUAAGGUGCUAUAUUGUUACUGCGGCGCUAACAACUGCAGAGGCAGGCUGCUGUAAACAUCUCAUUAAUAUGUCCAGAUAAUUUGUUGGUUUACAGCCGAACGCAAUAAUUAGGAUGAACUUUUUU